This is a messenger RNA of Priapulus caudatus, 1485 nucleotides long. Its product is annotated as monocarboxylate transporter 12-B-like. Bases 1 to 1485 code for a protein of 494 amino acids. Lineage: Eukaryota; Metazoa; Priapulida; Priapulimorpha; Priapulimorphida; Priapulidae. The record is from RefSeq and is a predicted model, not a curated record. Gene Ontology annotation, biological process: transmembrane transport. Gene Ontology annotation, molecular function: monocarboxylic acid transmembrane transporter activity. The transcript has 4 exons.
AUGCGAAGAGGACCACCAAACAAGGACCGCCCACCGCCUCCAGACGGAGGCUGGGGGUGGGUCGUCGUGUUCUCCUGUUCGGUGUGCAUGGCUCUGACGAUGGGACAGGCGAGAUCGUUUGGAAUCUACCUCUUGGACAUAGUCGAAUCUCUUGAUACGGACGUCUCCAGAGUAGCUCCAAUACAAGGUCUCAGCCAGGCGAUAUCGAUGAUAAUUGGGCCGGCGGCGAGCGUUAUGAUAAGAAAGAUUGGACUCAGAACAACGGGUAUUAUCGGAGGAUUUCUCGCUGGCCUUGGAAUGAUCUUGGGCUAUAUCUCCCAUAAUCUUGUCCUUCUCUACAUUACCGUUGGCGCCAUCAAUGGAGUUGGUUCGGGCAUAGUCAACAUAAUUACAUUCGGAGCCAUUAGCGCAUACUUCGAAAAACGCGUAGCUCGCGCCAUCGGCAUGGCGAUGGCAGGCGCCGGUUUGAUUGGUCUGCUGAUACCGCUGCUCGUGAAAUGGCUGAUCGACGAGUACCGCUACACGGGAGCGAUGCUCAUCAACGGCGCCAUCAUCCUCAACAUCAUCCCACUCUGCGGUCUCAUCAUUCCGCUGGAGGAGCUCGCUAAAGCGGACAAAGCCGCUGCGAGCACGCCCGCAAAGCCGUCAUACAAUACGAGCCUGAGCACGAGCCAGCUGCUCGAACACAGCGAGUCAACUGUCUUACCAGAAACCGACGGAAUGGCGUCAACGAACGACAACGUUUCGAUAAACGUGGACAAGAGGGAAGCGGCCGGCGGUCCGCCGCCGCCUCCUCCCGCAGACAAACCGCACACGUUCGCAUGGGACAUACUCAAGGACGCUCGCUUCUGGAUCAUCUGUCUCUGCCUGAUCUUCGGCGAUGCGGCCGUGAUGAACUUCAUCAUCUACCUGCCGCUGCUGAGCGUCGAGAUCGGCGGCGACAACAUCAACGAAGCCAUCAACGUCUCCCUGAGCGGCGUCAUCUCUGCAGUCAACAUGCUCGCCUGGGGCGCGCUCUGGGAUUUCGGCGUCUUCAAGAAGCCGAUCUCGCGUCAGAUCGGAUUCGCCGUUCUCGGCAUCGUCAACGGCAUCGUCGUCGGCAUGACGGGCGUCAUCAGCAGCUACUCGUUUCUCAUGGUCUGGGUGAUUUUCAUACAGCCGACGCUGAGCGUCGGCUCCGGGUCGCCCCUGCACGUCGUCAUACGCGACAUCGCGACAAUGGAGAAGUUCCCGGACAUGUUCUCGGCGUCGGGCUUCAUUCGCUCGCCCUUCACGUUCCUGGGUUCAAUCGUCGUCGGUGCUUUCUACGAAAAGAUGGGUAGCAGUGCGAGCUUGGUCUACAUGCUUCUGGGUGGCUGCGCAAUGGCAGCGGGAUUGCUGGGAAUCCUAAUUCCCAUCAUCUCGCUGACAUUCUACGCACCUCCGCCACCGCCUCCUGAGACCGUCACGGACAAGGAGAACCCGACGGAGGACACAAGGUUUUGA